Molecule: messenger RNA, 4304 nt
Organism: Dama dama (fallow deer)
Lineage: Eukaryota; Metazoa; Chordata; Mammalia; Artiodactyla; Cervidae
Gene: WWP1
Product: WW domain containing E3 ubiquitin protein ligase 1
Exons: 26
Coding region: 322-3087 (921 amino acids)
Biological process (GO): ubiquitin-dependent protein catabolic process
Molecular function (GO): protein binding; ubiquitin protein ligase activity
Source: RefSeq, a predicted model, not a curated record
CCGGGGCCGCAGCCUGGGUAGCUGCCGCCGCCGCCGCCGCGCCUGCUGAGAGAUGGCGGUCUUGGGCGCCGAAGGCUGAGGGCGCCCGCCUGUGGAGGAGGCGCCGCCGCCGGGGCCGCCGGGAGCCGACGGCUUCGCGCCGGGUUGUCUCCUCACUAGACUAUGAGCUCCGUGGAAGAAGGAACCGUGUCUUACUCAUCUUUAUAUCUCCAGUACCUAGAACAGUUCCUGGUACAAAGUAUUUUUUGAUUCACUUGAUCUGUAGAAAAUCAGCGUGUGUUGAAAUCACCCACAUCAAUGAUUUAAGCUGAAUUUUGGGACAUGGCCACUGCUUCACCAAGAUCUGAUACUAGUAAUAACCACAGUGGAAGGUUGCAGUUACAGGUAACUGUUUCUAGUGCCAAACUAAAAAGAAAAAAGAACUGGUUUGGAACAGCAAUAUAUACAGAAGUAGCUGCAGAUGGAGAAAGUAAGAAAACAGCAAAAUCCAGUAGUUCUUCUAAUCCAAAAUGGGACGAACAGCUAACUGUAAAUGUGACCCCACAGUCUACAUUGGAAUUUCGAGUUUGGAGUCAUCAUACUAUAAAAGCAGAUGCUUUGUUAGGAAGAGCAACAGUGGAUUUGAAACAAGCUCUGUUAAUACACAAUAGAAAAUUGGAAAAAGUGAAAGAACAAUUAAAACUUUCCUUGGAAACCAAGAAUGGUGUCGUGCAAACUGGUGAAUUAACAGUUGUGCUUGAUGGACUGGUGAUUGAGCAAGAAAGCAUAACAAACGGCAGCUCAUCUCCAGCCAUAGAAGUACAGCAAAAUGGUGAUGCCUUACAUGAAGACAGAGAACCUUCAGCAAGGACAACCACCAGGUUGGCUGCUGAAGAUACUGAUGGGAUAGAUAAUCACGUACCUGCAAACACUGUAGUACAGAACUCAUGCUGUCCACAUGUAGUCAAUGGGGACAACACGCCGUCUCCAUCUCAGGUUGCUGCCAGACCCAAAAACACACCAGCUCCCAAACCACUCACAUCUGAGCCUGCCAAUGACACUGUUAAUGGAGACCCACCCUCGCCUGCACCAGCCGACAGCGCUUCCAGCACGGGCACUGCAGUGGUGCCUGGAGAGCCCGCCCCGCCUUCAGACCGCACCAGUGCUCCUGUCGGAGGCCCUCCGGUUCAAGAGACACUGACCUCCUCGGAAGACAGUGAAUGCACGGUCUCUAGCAGUGCAGCCUUUGGGUCUGAAGCUCAAAAUACGUUAGAUCCUUCCAUCUCCAGUUCUGCAAGUAGCUCUGCGUUUGAAGCAGCCAAAUUAAGACAGCCGGAUGGAUGUAUGGAACCUGUCCGACAGCAGUCUGGAAGUACCAACACAGAAACGCUGCCAUCAGGGUGGGAACAGAGAAAAGAUCCUCACGGUAGAACCUACUACGUGGAUCAUAACACACGGACGACCACAUGGGAGAGGCCACAGCCUCUGCCUCCAGGUUGGGAAAGAAGAGUGGAUGACCGGGGAAGAGUAUACUAUGUGGACCACAACACCAGGACGACCACCUGGCAGCGGCCCACCAUGGAGUCGGUGCGGAACUUCGAGCAGUGGCAGUCGCAGCGGAGCCAGCUGCAGGGCGCCAUGCAGCAGUUCAACCAGCGCUACCUGUACUCGGCUUCAAUGUUAGCUGCAGAAAAUGACCCAUACGGGCCUUUGCCACCAGGCUGGGAAAAAAGAGUGGAUUCAACAGACAGAGUUUACUUCGUGAAUCAUAACACAAAAACAACCCAGUGGGAAGAUCCCAGAACUCAAGGUUUGCAGAAUGAAGAACCGCUGCCAGAAGGUUGGGAAAUUCGGUAUACCCGGGAAGGUGUGAGGUACUUUGUUGAUCAUAAUACAAGAACAACAACAUUCAAAGAUCCUCGCAAUGGGAAGUCAUCUGUAACUAAAGGUGGUCCACAGAUUGCCUAUGAACGCAGCUUCAGGUGGAAACUUGCUCACUUCCGUUACUUGUGCCAGUCUAAUGCCCUACCCAGUCAUGUAAAGAUCAAUGUGUCCCGGCAGACAUUGUUCGAAGAUUCCUUCCAACAGAUUAUGGCAUUAAAACCCUAUGACUUGAGGAGGCGAUUAUAUGUAAUAUUUAGAGGAGAAGAAGGACUUGAUUAUGGUGGCCUAGCAAGAGAAUGGUUUUUCUUGCUUUCACAUGAAGUUUUGAACCCCAUGUAUUGCUUAUUUGAGUAUGCUGGCAAGAACAACUACUGUCUACAGAUAAAUCCAGCAUCAACUAUUAAUCCAGACCAUCUUUCAUACUUUUGUUUCAUUGGUCGCUUUAUUGCUAUGGCUCUUUUUCAUGGGAAGUUUAUUGAUACUGGUUUCUCGUUACCCUUCUACAAGCGUAUGCUAAGUAAAAAACUGACUAUUAAGGAUUUGGAAUCGAUCGAUACUGAAUUUUAUAAUUCCCUUAUCUGGAUAAGAGACAACAACAUUGAAGAAUGUGGCUUAGAAAUGUACUUUUCUGUUGACAUGGAGAUUUUGGGGAAGGUUACGUCACAUGACCUGAAGUUGGGAGGUUCCAAUAUCCUAGUGACAGAGGAGAACAAAGAUGAAUAUAUUGGUUUAAUGACUGAGUGGCGUUUUUCUCGAGGAGUACAAGAACAGACCAAAGCUUUCCUUGAUGGCUUUAAUGAGGUUGUUCCCCUUCAGUGGCUGCAGUACUUUGAUGAAAAAGAAUUGGAGGUUAUGUUGUGUGGCAUGCAGGAGGUUGACCUGACAGAUUGGCAGAGAAACACUGUGUAUCGACAUUAUACCAGAAACAGCAAGCAGAUCAUUUGGUUUUGGCAGUUUGUGAAGGAGACAGACAAUGAAGUGAGAAUGCGACUCCUGCAGUUUGUCACUGGAACCUGCCGUUUACCUCUAGGAGGAUUUGCUGAGCUCAUGGGAAGUAAUGGGCCUCAAAAAUUUUGCAUUGAAAAAGUUGGCAAAGACACUUGGUUACCAAGAAGCCACACAUGUUUUAAUCGCUUGGAUCUACCACCGUAUAAGAGUUACGAACAACUAAAGGAGAAACUUCUUUUUGCGAUAGAGGAAACAGAGGGGUUUGGACAAGAAUGAGCGGCUUCUUGUCUCGGAGGAGCUCUUGCGUUCAAAUCCCCCAGCCAAGAAGAGUUGCACAGAUAGUGUACAUAAGCUGUUCAUUCUGUACAGUGAAUUUUCUGAACCUCUCAAAAGUAUAAAUGUUUUCCGUUCUUCCACAGAAAUAUGCAAAACAGCUCAUCCUUUUCUACUUUAUUUAUUGUUCCCUUGAAAUGACUGACCAGGAAAAAAAAAAAAUCCUUAAAUUUUGAAGCAAGCAAGAGACUUUAUUAAAAAUAACUAUAUGUCUAUAUACGCAUCUAUGAUGGUGGCUCUAGUUUUAUAGAGCUCAGAGAGUAUUAAGCGUGGCAGCCGCCCGUCCGACAGCGGUCUGGGUCUGCUCCGCCUUGUGUAUGUCGUCCGGGGAGAGUGCAGGUUGCCCUGUGUGUUCUCCCUGAUGGAACAUCUCUUGAGGGUGUUUAGUCGCAUGGCUGUUCAGGAAGGCAUUAAGGGCUUAGGCCAAAAUCUUAGUUUGAAUAUGUUAAAAAAGUGCUGCUGGCUUUUCUUAAGAUGGGUGCUUGAACCUGUCAGUUUAUUUUAAAUAAAUACAGUAGUUGAAAAAUUUCCCUCUUUGCCACAUCACUAAUACAAAGUCACUAAUGAAACUGUAACUUGUAUGAGUGACUCAUAUACUAGAUGGUCUACCUUUUAGUUUGUCCUGGGAAUUGGAGAGAAUCCACCGAGCAGCGUCGAGGUUCGUUUACAUGUUACUUUGGGACGCCAGGUGUUUGUGGGAUUAAAAAGAAUCAGGCACUUCUGUACUUUAGCUUUAAAGUCUAUGAUGUUCUAAAAUACAGAAUAAAUUGAUGUAAUUUGAUACUUAGGAACAUAUAAAAAGGCAAUGUGAACUUUUCUGCUUUUGUGUUUGAAAUUUUGGUUUUAUAAAACCAGAUGGAUUGAAGACUUACAUAAGCAUCUAAAUAUUCAAAUAAGUCUAAUGAUUUCCUAUUACAGUUUGAAUAUCUUCAUUCCUCUUAAAUUCAUGAAAGUUCUAUGUAUCUGAAUAAGCAUAUAAAAAAUAUUUUGGUCUUCCCCCCUUUUUAUAUAAAUUAUUAUUUUUGUCCUAGGUAAACACUUUGUUUUUCAUUAUCAAAGACAUUUACUGAACUACAAAAAUGUAUAACAAUCUGAUGUGAAUGACAUUAAUGCUGCUUUAGCAAGUGGGGCUUCCUUAUUAAUAUAAAAAUUUAAAUUUC